Melozone crissalis (California towhee) is the source of this 519-nucleotide messenger RNA. RefSeq names its product olfactory receptor 14J1-like. Gene Ontology annotation, molecular function: olfactory receptor activity. The transcript has a single exon. The annotation marks the transcript as partial. NCBI's taxonomy places the organism in Eukaryota, Metazoa, Chordata, Aves, Passeriformes, Passerellidae. Gene Ontology annotation, biological process: G protein-coupled receptor signaling pathway. Gene Ontology annotation, cellular component: membrane. The record is from RefSeq and is a predicted model, not a curated record.
AUGUGCUACGACCGCUACGUGUCCAUCUGCAAACCCCUGCACUACGGGACCCUCCUGGGCAGCAGAGCUUGUGCCCACAUGGCAGCAGCUGCCUGGGCCACUGCCUUUCUCUAUGCUCUCAUGCACACAGCCAAUACAUUUUCCCUGCCCCUGUGCCAUGGCAAUGCCCUGGGCCAAUUCUUCUGUGAAAUCCCACAGAUCCUCAAGCUCUCCUGCUCAAAUUCCUACCUCAGGGAACUUAAGGUUAUUGUUUUUUCCAUCUCUUUAGCAUUUGUCUGUUUUGUGUUCAUUGUUUUCUCCUAUGUGCAGAUCUUCAGGGCUGUGCUGAGGAUCCCCUCUGAGCAGGGACGGCACAAAGCCUUUUCCACCUGCCUCCCUCAUCUGGUUGUGGUCUCCCUGUUUAUCAGCACUGCCUUUUUUGCCUACCUGAAGCCCCCCUCUAUCUCCUCCCCAUCCCUGGAUCUGGCCCUGUCAGUUCUGUACUUGGUGGUGCCUCCAGUCCUGAAUCCCCUCAUCUAC